CAAAGACUUUAUUCAAUCCUCAUUUGUCUGAGGUGCAAGGUAAUGCGUGCUGUUCUCUCUUGUUGAACUUCUCUUUAAUCCUCUGAUCUUGGAUUAAGGGAAAAACAGAAACACCAGCCAGAAAAUUCCUGAGCCUUGUUUUGCAUCAUUCUUGAGGAGGAAAGCCAAAAUGUCAUUCACCGGAACUCUUGAUAAAUGCAAGGCUUGUGAUAAGACUGUUUAUGUGGUUGACUUGUUAACUCUUGAAGGUACACCUUACCACAAGAACUGCUUCCGAUGCAGUCACUGCAAGGGAUACCUCACGAUGAGCACAUACUCUUCAAUGGACGGUGUCCUCUACUGCAAGCCACACUUUGAACAGCUUUUCAAGGAAUCUGGCAAUUUCAGCAAGAACUUUCAGACAGCAAGGUCUUCUGAAAAACAAAAUGAGAUGAAUAAGACCCCCAACCGACUCUCGUCCAUGUUCAGUGGAACUCUAGACAAAUGUUCAGUUUGCUCAAAAACAGUCUAUCCUCUGGAAAAGAUGACACUGGAAGGAGAAUGCUAUCACAAGAAUUGCUUUAGGUGUGCUCAUGCAGGUUGCCACCUCACACAUUCCUCCUAUGCUUCCCUAGACGGUGUCCUCUACUGCAGGCACCAUUUCCAACAGCUUUUCAUGGAGAAAGGGAACUACCAUCAUGUACUCCAAGCUGCUGCAAACAGGAAGAAUGCCACACCGCCUCCUGAACCAGCCGAAGAAGAAGAAGAACCACCAAAGCCAGAGGAAGCUGAACAGGAAGAAACAGAAGAAAAAUCCUAA
This is a messenger RNA of Vigna radiata var. radiata (mung bean), 799 nucleotides long. Its product is annotated as LIM domain-containing protein PLIM2c. The transcript has 5 exons. The record is from RefSeq and is a predicted model, not a curated record. NCBI's taxonomy places the organism in Eukaryota, Viridiplantae, Streptophyta, Magnoliopsida, Fabales, Fabaceae. Gene Ontology annotation, molecular function: actin filament binding. Gene Ontology annotation, biological process: actin filament bundle assembly. Gene Ontology annotation, cellular component: plasma membrane; actin cytoskeleton. The coding region runs from base 170 to 799 and encodes 209 amino acids.